This is a messenger RNA of Capsicum annuum, 4667 nucleotides long. RefSeq names its product pentatricopeptide repeat-containing protein At5g61400-like. Lineage: Eukaryota; Viridiplantae; Streptophyta; Magnoliopsida; Solanales; Solanaceae. Gene Ontology annotation, molecular function: protein binding. The record is from RefSeq and is a predicted model, not a curated record.
UGUAGUUGGCUAUAUACGUUUGCCCCUUGUGCUGCAUUUGUUUUUGAAAGAGUGAAAGGCUUUGUUCCAAUUAGCAGAAAAGAAGACUAAAGUGGUUUUGCUAAUUCUAUUUGCGGUUUUGUCUAACUGCAAUUUCAAUUGGACAAAGUCUACUAAUUCCCCCUCGUUUUCAGUUUCCCUUCGCAUUGCAUAUUAGCAAAUCUGAAGACGAAAAAGAAAAAGAACCCUCUUAAUCUCGGCCACUGAUGCUCAUACAACCAUACUCAUCGCUUCUCAAAGGCCAAGGUUACGUUCCCUAAGGGGAUUGAGUAUAUGCAGAUUUAACAGCAAACGAGUGGGGAGAUAUCUGAUCAGCAAGAACAGAUAAUCACCGCAGAAAAAGGUUGGCCAGCUUCUCACAGCACACAAGUUUUUAGCAAAGGGGACCAUUUGGAAGCAUCAACAUCAUCACAUGUGUUUGUUAUGGCAGAAAGGAGGAGAUCAGCCAUCUUUCCUUCGGAUAGCACGACUUCCUCUUUGGCACCAAGCAAAAACAAAGCAAUACAAAAGAUAGCUACCAAGCUAUCAGUUUGCGUCAGCUUCAUGUGUUGGAGAAAAUCAAAUUCUUAUCUUUGGAUCACCAAACCAAUUCGAAAUCCAACGGACAACAUAAUCAAUUGCUGUGCAGAUAUUAUAUGGGCUGAAGCAAACUCAUCUGUGACAAAUCAUUCACUCACUUUACUACUAAUGAUGUGGGCACUAGGAACUUUUGAGAAUUGACUUUGGUGAUCAGAACUAGAAACACUUAGACUAAUUAUCAUAAUUAGAAAAAGCAUGUGCAUGUACUUUUCCAUGUACAAACUGCAGUAUUAUUUCACUCUCACAUGUAAAAGCAUAAUCUGAUGUCAUAAGCACAACACUACCAAACUACUUUACUUCCCAGAACGGUGCAUUAAAGCUCCCUCAAUGCACGGGGUUUGUGGAAUGAACUGACCACAAGGGCCUAUUGUAAGCAGUCUCACCGUACAUUUUUGCAAGAGGGUGUUUCCACGGCUUGAACCGCGACCACUUGGUCACAAGGCAGCAACUUUACAAGCUAUGCCAAGGCUCCCCUUCCACACUAUCAAACUACAUGCCACUAGAACAAUGCUUCAAUUUCAUCAUGUUAGGGUUGGUUAUAUGAAUCUUCAUCGACCAUGUCCCUACAUAUACGCUAUUAACUACACGAAAGAAAAGAAUAAGUAGAAGCGAAAUCUUUUCCGUUUUUUAACAAAAUGAAAUUAAGAAGAAUGAUCACUUGUACAGGUAUAAAGAAAAUGAACAUGUUAGAAUAUCCCAUAUUUGGUUGACGGAAGGAGUUGUUGUCCUUUAUUGUCUUGAGCAAUUUCUCAACUAAUCAUAAAGUUUUUGGGUCGAGUUAGACUCAAAGUGUCCAUCAUUAUUCUCGAUUUACCCAAUAUUGGUCCUCAGAUUAUGUUGUCCAUGCUUCAAACAAAAUACUACUACUACUAAGUUUAUCUUUAAGAAAUACAAAGAUUUGGGAAUAAAUCCACUAGCCUAUCUCUAAUAACAUGAAUUUGGAAUUUCAAAAGUUUUCUAUACUUUCUGUCCUCUUCAUUUUCCUCUUUUUUAUUUCUCUCUCUUUCUUUCUAUUUAAUUUGAGCUGUGAGAUGAAUGGACAUAAAGAAAUGUGGAAUUUGAUGAAGUGAGGGAACUGUAACUUAAAAUUGGUUUGGGUGUUAGUUUUAUUGUUUUAAUAUAAAGGAAUUAAUUAUAUUAUUAGUCAUAUCAUAGUAUUUCAUAAAAUUAAUUAAAAUUGUUUAAGCUGAGUACAAACCUUUGUCAAUGCACCCUUUUUUGUUGUACUUCCGAAAACAUUAUGCGUAAAAGAGUGAAUUGUAUGGUUUACAAUUAAAGUUUAUACAUCAAUUCUUAACAAUGGCUAAGUACUAUUCUUGUCAAAAGUUGAAAAACUUUUUCCGCAUAAAGUCUCCAGCCAUUUCAAGAACCAUUACAGCAUUGCCAUUUUCUACUUCCCCUUCCUUAACCACUGAAAUUCUCAAUGCCAAGAGCCGCGCCCAAGCAAUGGAUCUCUUCAACUCAGCAACCCAAAAAGAUCUUACACUACACUCAGCCAUCAUUCGUUACUUAAUAAAAUCAAGAUUCUAUCUUGACGCCAGGUAUUUGAUAAAAUGCCUCAUAGAAAAUCUUGGUCAAAAAAACAACCCCAGAAAGGUUUCUUCUUUAAUUUUCAAUGCUAUUGGUAAAAUGGAUUCUGGGUCAAGCUGUAAUGUGUUUGGGGUGUUGAUUAUUGCGUUAUCUGAAAUGGGUUUUGUUGAUGAUGCUUAUUGGGUGUACCAGAAGAUAGGAAAGUUACCACCUUUGCAUGCUUGUAAUGCGCUUUUAGAUGGGUUUGUGAAAAUUGGGAAGGUUGAAUUCAUGUGGGGUGUUUAUGGGAAUAUGAUUUCAUUUGGGUUGUGUCCUAGUGUAGUGACAUAUGGGGUGUUGAUUGAUGCAUGUUGUGUAAAAGGUGAGAUUUUGAAAGCGAAAAUGAUGUAUGAUGAGAUGGUUGAGAAAGGGAUACAACCAAAUGUUGUGAUAUACACGACUCUGAUACACGGGUAUUGUAAUGAGAAUUUGAUAAUUGAAGCUGAAAGCAUGUUUAGGAAAAUGCGGGAGAUUAGAGUUAUGCCUAAUAUUUUCACUUAUAAUACUCUAAUGGAUGGUUAUAGCAAGAUGGCGGAUGCUGGGAGAGCUUUUCAGCUUUAUCAAGAAAUGCUGAAUCGUGGAGUUCUUCCGAAUGUUGUUACUUUUGGUAUCUUGAUUGACAUGCUUUGCAAAGUAGGUGAAGUGAUAACAGCAAGAAAUUUGUUCGCAUGUAUGGUGAAGUUUGGUGUAAGUCCUAAUUUGAUUGUGUAUAAUUGUCUGAUUGAUGGCUGUUGUAAUUCGUAUGAUAUGUCGAGAGCACUAGAGAUGUAUUCUGAGAUGGAAAAGCUUGGUAUUUCUCCGGAUGUUGUGACAUAUGGUACGUUGAUAAAGGGUUAUUGUACUCUAGGGAAAGUGGAAGAAGCGGAGAGGUUUUUGCUGAAAAUGGAUGCAACAGGGGUGGUCGUAAACUCUGUGGUUUAUAAUCAGCUGAUUGAUAGGUAUUGCAAGGAUGGAAAUACAGAGAAGGCUUUAGCAUUGUGCUCUCAGAUGAUAGAGAAGGGUGUACAGACUGAUGUAGUCACCUUCUCUAUAUUGAUAGACGGUUUUGGCAAGGUAGGGGAUCUAGAAGCUGCAAUGGGUGUCUAUACUGAAAUGAUUAUUAAAGGCUUGAAGCCUGAUGUGGUUGCUUAUACAGCUUUGAUUGACGGACACUUCAAAAAAGGAAACACAAAAGCUGCUCUAAGGCUACAUAAGGAGAUGAUGGAGGCUGGAGUUGCUCCUAAUGCUUUGACUUUUACUUGUAUGGUUGAUGGAUUUCUCAAGAAUGGAAUGAUUAAUGAUGCAAUCAAUUUUUUCUUGAAAAUAAGCAGUUCUGGAUCUACCGGAGACUGCAGUAAUGGUGUUCUUUCUUUCCCUAACAAUGUUACUUACUCUGCAUUAAUCCAUGGUUUGAUCAAAGAUGGCCAGUAUUUCAAAGCCAAUAAGUUUUUCGUGGAUCUACGACGCAAUGGUCUGUAUCCAGAUUUACCCACUUAUGCCAUGAUGAUACAACGUCAUUUUGAGGCCAGGCACAUAACUCGUGUCAUGAUGCUAAAGGCAGAUAUGUUAAAGACUGGUUUUAUGCCUAAUUCUGGCAUGUACAAGGUCUUGCUCAAGGGCUACCAAGACAUUGUUGAUCUCAGUUCAACUCGUAAAUGUUAUGAGGAAUUAAAUUCAGGUCUGGUUUGUUCCGGAGCAUCUAAUGCAAAGCCUCCAGGAUCAUGUAAAUAGCAGUGCCCUGUUGACGUAACUAAUUAUUAUGUUAGAGGCAUCCUUGUCUGCACUAUUCAGUAUCUUCUGAGUAGCACCAAGCCUUUGAUUCAUGCUGAUUAGAUGAGCCUCUCUAGGGAGCUAUCGACUUUGCAAUUAGGUUAAAAUUGCGAAGAGCAACUGAAGUGAGCAACGUCAAACUUCUGGAUUGGAGCAUCACUUGGGCUUAAGUGUCCCCUCGGAUUACAACAAUAUCCUACAGAGGCUACGGCAGGGGAUGACUGUGGAUAAGCUGGACGCGGCAUUCAAAGAGAUAUCAGAAAUCUGAUGCCAUGGACUAGCAUGCACAACCAGUAAGAGGCAGGAAAUGCAGAAUUUUAUUUCACUGCAGGCACAUGAUUGCGAGCCUCCUGGCCUAAAUUGUGUUUUGUUCAAACAUAAAUCGUGUUUGGCAUUACAAUCAAGGAGAAAUCCAUAAAUCUUGAUGAUACUUCAUAGCUGCAAAAAGUGCCAAAGCAUUGCAAGUUAAUAAACAAACUGUUAUUCAAGUUUGUGCAGCUAGAGCUGAUUUGGAAGCUAAGCCUGCAUGGAUGUAUAUUUAUUUCGUCCACUUACGGUUUGUUUGGAUGGUGGUUUGUCGUGCUUUCAAACAAUACAAUGUUUGGAUAGACGGUAUCGUUCACUGCUGUUUAAUGAUAAUUUUGUUGUUUGGUUUGACAGUAUGAUACUGUAUUGUAAAAUUUUAAGUUUACUAAAAUAUCCUUAAUUAUUAUAAAUGUUAAAUUUAUCAA